AUGAACAUGUCGAGAUCAUUCCUAGUGGAUUCCCUGAUAGGCAACCAGCCUAAGGAACUACAGUCGCGGUAUCACUUACCAGAAAGGCCUAUGGCGCCAUAUCCGCAAAACUACAUAAGCAGUUACCUAUUCUCGCUCAGCUUGGCUCAACAACAACAUCAGCAACAGCUACUGCACCAACAGCUCGGUUCCAACCAGUUUCAUUAUCAGCCCAAACAGCCAUUGAGACCAGUGCCUUCUAUGCCUUCAAUGCCAAGGAUUCUACCACCUAUGGCACCCUUAGGACUGGAUUUGCAGCAAAGCAAGUCUCCUGGAUCUGCUUCGCCAACUUUCAAUCCAGUUUCCUCUCCGACUCGUUCAGACAGCCGAGAAUCGACUCCAACUCCACCGCUCAGUCAUUCUAGUAGAAACGAGGAUAGCUCAACUCCUAGCAAAGACUCCAGCAAGAGGAUACGUACUGCCUUCACCAGCACCCAAUUACUGGAGUUGGAAAGAGAGUUUGCUUCGAACAUGUACUUGUCGAGACUAAGGAGGAUAGAAAUAGCAACGGCGCUGAGGUUAUCAGAGAAGCAAGUGAAAAUCUGGUUCCAGAACAGGAGAGUGAAGUUCAAGAAAGAAGAUGUUCCAGUAUUGGGAAAUUCUUCAUCUCCAUCGGGAAAAUGUUGCUGUUUGAGAACGUGUUCGAGUACCAGGAAGGGGAAGAGUUCAGUUUCUAGUUGCGAAGAUAUUGAUAUCGAUGUGACGAAUAUUGAUGAGCAUGAACAUUGA
Molecule: messenger RNA, 768 nt
Organism: Phaedon cochleariae (mustard beetle)
Lineage: Eukaryota; Metazoa; Arthropoda; Insecta; Coleoptera; Chrysomelidae
Source: the annotation of a GenBank genome assembly